This is a messenger RNA of Lachancea thermotolerans CBS 6340, 1170 nucleotides long. RefSeq names its product alcohol dehydrogenase ADH3 (gene ADH3). Gene Ontology annotation, molecular function: zinc ion binding; oxidoreductase activity. The transcript has a single exon. The coding region runs from base 1 to 1170 and encodes 389 amino acids. The record is from RefSeq and is a predicted model, not a curated record. NCBI's taxonomy places the organism in Eukaryota, Fungi, Ascomycota, Saccharomycetes, Saccharomycetales, Saccharomycetaceae.
AUGCAGAGAACAUUAUACAGGCACACCAGUAGCACGCUGAUGCAGGGAGUGCGCCAGAGGCUCGGCGGCUACGCGGGUCUGGGAAGCCAGCGCAUCGGGUUUGUCGGCGCGCUGCGGUUCGCAUCGAACAUCCCUUCAAUGCAGAAGGGUGUUAUCUUCUACGAGCACGGCGGCGAGUUGCACUACAAGGACUUGCCUGUGCCCAAACCUAAGCCUAACGAGAUUCUAAUAAACGUCAAGUACUCUGGGGUGUGCCACACAGACUUGCACGCCUGGAAGGGAGACUGGCCUCUUGCCGUCAAGCUUCCCCUGGUCGGUGGCCACGAGGGUGCCGGUGUAGUCGUUGCCAAGGGCGAAAACGUCACAAACUUUGAAAUCGGCGAUUACGCCGGUAUCAAAUGGCUCAAUGGCUCGUGUAUGAGUUGCGAAUUGUGCGAGCAGGGCAAUGAGCCCAACUGCGAGCACGCAGAUCUUUCUGGUUACACGCACGACGGUUCCUUCCAGCAGUACGCCACUGCGGACGCUGUGCAGGCGGCUCAAAUCCCCAAGGGCACUGACCUCGCACAGAUCGCCCCUAUUUUGUGCGCCGGUGUUACCGUCUACAAGGCCUUGAAGACUGCGGAUGUCAGACCCGGCCAAUGGGUUGCCAUCUCCGGCGCAGCUGGUGGAUUGGGGUCUCUGGCCGUCCAGUACGCCAAGGCAAUGGGCUUGCGUGUCCUUGGUAUCGACGGUGGUGAGGACAAAAAGAAGCUCUUCCACGACUUGGGCGGUGAAACCUUCAUCGACUUCAGAACCACUAAGGACAUGGUGGGCGCGAUCCAAGAAGCCACCCAAGGUGGCCCCCACGCUGUUAUCAAUGUUUCCGUUUCCGAGGCUGCUAUCUCCAUGUCAACUGAAUACGUCAGACCUACGGGCUCUGUCGUUUUGGUUGGUUUACCAGCUAACGCAUACGUGAAGUCCGAAGUGUUUUCGCAUGUGGUCAAGUCCAUUUCUAUCAAGGGAUCCUACGUGGGUAACCGUGCGGACACUAGAGAGGCUAUCGAUUUCUUUGCGAGAGGUCUUGUGAAAGCUCCCAUCAAGAUCAUUGGUCUUUCGGAACUACCUGAAGCCUACAAGCUGAUGGAGGCUGGCAAGAUUCUCGGCAGGUACGUGGUUGAUACCGAAAAAUGA